GUAAUCUGUGUUCUGAUGUAUAAUAGCGUACAUUCUACAUUUUACAGUUUUAGAAAUUUUCUUAUUAUCUAUUUGUCUCUAUUUUAUAAAUAUUAAGUGACAUUAUUGUUUUGUUCAUUUUUUAAAUAGUUAAAUACAUGUUGCCAUACAGCUGAAGACCAUAAUUCAAAUACUUCCGAUAUGUAACAAAUUAUUCAACCAGUGUUUCAUUUUAUGAUAUGAACUAAAAAUCCGAUUUAAUUAUGGCUAGUCCAUCACCUCAGAGUAGUCCAAUGCCGCCUCCACAAGCACCGAGUCCAAUGGGCCCUCCAACGCAAAGUCCGGCGCCUCCACAGUCACCACACAGUCCGUACAAUCAACAACAUGUCAACGGACCUCCUCCAUCGCACACACCGGCGCCAAUGCCUAAUCAUAUGUCACCAUCGGGGCCCCCUGCGCAUUCCAUUGGACCAAAUACGAACGGUCCGCCUGGUGUACCUCAUCAACAACAUCCUGGUAUGCCACCUAGUGGCCACCAAAUACCUCCACAUAUGGUUGGUCCUCACAUACCUGGCCCACCUGGUCACCCUAUAGGUCCAGGAGGCGCCCAUCCUCCAGGCCCUAAUGGCCACCCUAAUAUGCCUGGGAAUCCACCACAUCCAAAUAUGCCUGGACAAGGACCACAUGGAUAUAUGCAACAUCAAAUUGGACACAUGCCUCCUGGUCAGGCACCUUUACCCAUGGGAGGUGGACCACCACCUCCAGGAAAUGGGCCACCAGGACCUCCCGGAGGUCCAUUGCCGCUGUCGGGCCCGCCGCCACAUGGUGUUCAUCCUCAAGGAAUGCCACCCAACGCUCCAUCCCAUUUGCCACCACAUCAUGCUAUGAUGCCGGGCCAAGGUCCACCGCCACAUGGACCCGGGCCAGCCUACGGCCAUGCCCCGCCUGCGCCAGGAGCUUCAGCCCCGCCUCCCGGUCAACCGACACCGGGACAGCCACAACCCGGAGCACAGCAGCAUCCACCAGCUGCACAAACUCCGCCGCAUGGACAAGUUCUACCUGCGGCUACUUCAUCCGCUAAUGGUGGUCCACCCAACUCAUCACCGAUGCAGGGUUCCUUGCCGGCACCGGGGCCUGAUAAUUUAAACGCCUUGCAGAGAGCCAUAGAUUCCAUGGAGGAAAAGGGGCUCCAAGAAGACCCCAGAUACUCCCAACUGCUCGCACUGCGAGCACGUUCCAAUCCUCAGGAUCCAAAUAAGGGGCUAUUUUCUAAUAACCAACUCUGUCAACUUAAGGCUCAAAUAACUGCGUACCGUAACUUGGCUCGCAAUCAGCCUAUCCCCCAAGAAACCGCAAUGAUGGCUGCCGGCAAGCGGCCCGGCGUGGCACCCCCAGAGUGCCCCACGCCGCCAUCGCAGCCUCCGUACGGAGAGGGCCAGGGCCCGCCGCCGACGUCGAGCGCGGGCGGCAAGGCGGGCGGCGGCGCGGGAGACGCGCGCGGCGGAGGCGGAGCCCCGCCCACACCGCUGCCCAUGACCGGCCAGAUGGCACCGCCGACACAGCCUACACCACCGCUUGUCAAUCCGCCAAUGGGCGGUGGGCCACCACUGCGCGGGCCUGCGCCGCUACGUCCUCCGGGACCUGGAGCUCCUGCGCAACCGAAUCAGCAACAGCAGCCUGGCGUUCCUAUUCCGGGCCCUAAACAAAAUCGUGUGACGAGCAUACCUAAACCAGUUGGUAUAGACCCACUACAAAUAUUAAACGAAAGAGAAAACAGAAUUGCUGCCCGUAUCGCUCAUCGUAUGGAAGUGUUAUCCAAUUUGCCAGCCAAUAUCUCUGACGACCUUCGGCUACAAGCACAAAUUGAACUUAGAGCUUUACGCGUUCUUAAUUUCCAAAAGCAAUUGCGUGCCGAGAUAUUGGGUCAAGUUCGUCGCGACACAACGCUGGAGACGGCAGUAAAUAUUAAAGCAUACAAACGAACCAAGCGUCAAGGAUUGCGGGAGGCACGUGCAACUGAAAAGCUUGAGAAGCAACAGAAACUAGAAGCUGAGAGAAAACGCCGUCAGAAACAUCAAGAGUUCCUUCAAACCGUUUUACAACAUGCCAAGGACUUCAAGGAGUAUCAUCGCAAUAAUGUAGCGAAGACAGCUCGUAUUAACAAAUCGAUUAUGAAUUACCAUGCGAAUGCUGAACGUGAGCAAAAGAAAGAACAAGAGCGCAUUGAAAAAGAGCGUAUGCGGCGUUUAAUGGCUGAGGAUGAGGAAGGUUACCGUAAGUUGAUUGAUCAGAAAAAAGACAAGCGUCUCGCAUUCCUGCUGUCACAAACGGACGAGUAUAUCGCGAGUCUCACCGAGAUGGUCAAACAACACAAACAGGAGCAGCGCAAAAAGCAGCAAGAGGAAGAACGCAGGAAGAGGAAAUCCCGGAAGAGGAAGCUUUUGGAAGGCGGAGAGAUCGACGCUUUGGAUGACAGCUCACAAACUUCAGACUCUAGAGUCAGUGUGAUGGAUCCAAAGACGGGCGAGAUUUUAAAAGGCGAAGAGGCUCCGCUAUUGUCUCAGCUGAAGGACUGGAUGGAAACGCAUCCAGGUUGGGAAGUACUCUCGGAUUCGGAGGAUUCCGGCGAUGAUAGCCAAGAUGACGAUGAAAGGAGAGAGAGAAGGGAAAAACAUAAAGAUGAGAGGACUGACAAAGAAAAAACUGACGAAGAGAAAGCACGCGACAUGAUCAAAAAGGCCAAGGUUGAAGACGAUGAGUACAAAACUGAAGAACAAACGUACUACAGCAUUGCUCACACGGUCCACGAGUCUGUCACAGAACAAGCUAACAUUUUAGUGAACGGAAAGCUAAAGGAAUACCAAAUAAAGGGUUUAGAGUGGCUGGUAUCGCUUUUUAACAACAACUUGAAUGGUAUCCUGGCAGAUGAGAUGGGUCUUGGCAAAACCAUCCAGACAAUUGCAUUGGUCACCUAUCUCAUGGAGAAAAAGAAAGUUAAUGGGCCGUUCUUAAUUAUUGUGCCUCUAAGUACGUUAUCCAAUUGGGUACUAGAGUUCGAAAAGUGGGCGCCGACGGUAACGGUGGUGUCUUACAAAGGUUCGCCUCAUUCCCGACGGCUGGUACAGACACAGAUGCGCUCCACCAAGUUCAACGUUCUCCUCACCACCUACGAAUACGUUAUCAAAGAUAAGGGAGUCUUGGCUAAGGUGCAAUGGAAGUAUAUGAUAAUAGACGAGGGUCACCGUAUGAAGAACCACCACUGUAAGCUGACACAGGUGCUGAACACGCAUUACGUGGCACCGCACCGGCUGCUCCUCACCGGCACACCGCUGCAAAAUAAACUCCCCGAACUGUGGGCGCUCCUCAACUUCCUGCUACCUUCCAUCUUUAAAAGCUGUUCUACUUUCGAACAGUGGUUCAAUGCUCCUUUUGCUACCACCGGUGAAAAGGUGGAGUUGAAUGAAGAAGAAACAAUCCUUAUUAUUCGUCGUCUGCACAAAGUGCUGCGUCCAUUCUUGUUGCGACGAUUGAAGAAGGAAGUGGAGAGCCAACUGCCUGACAAAGUUGAAUACAUCAUCAAAUGUGACAUGAGCGGCCUCCAGCGGGUUCUAUACAAACACAUGCAGUCGAAGGGUGUACUUCUAACAGAUGGCUCAGAAAAGGGUAAUAAAGGCAAGGGCGGCGCCAAGGCUCUCAUGAACACGAUUGUGCAACUACGAAAACUUUGCAACCACCCGUUUAUGUUCCAACACAUUGAGGAGAAAUUCUGUGACCACGUCGGCUCUGGCGGCAGUGUCGUUACCGGACCCGACUUGUACCGAGUUUCUGGAAAAUUCGAACUAUUGGAUCGUAUUCUGCCCAAACUAAAGAGGACUGGACAUAGGGUGCUGGUGUUUUGUCAAAUGACCCAAUGCAUGACCAUCAUUGAGGACUAUCUCUCCUGGAGAGGUUUCCAAUACUUGAGAUUGGACGGUAUGACCAAGGCCGAGGACCGUGGAGAACUACUAAAAAAAUUCAACGAUGCUAAUUCGGACUACUUCCUAUUCUUGUUGUCAACCCGCGCCGGUGGGCUCGGUCUCAACUUGCAGAGCGCCGACACCGUCAUUAUAUUUGACUCCGACUGGAAUCCGCAUCAGGAUCUCCAAGCCCAAGAUCGUGCGCAUCGUAUCGGACAGCGGAAUGAAGUACGCGUACUAAGGCUGAUGACUGUCAACUCUGUUGAAGAAAGAAUUCUUGCUGCCGCCAGGUAUAAGUUGAACAUGGACGAGAAAGUUAUCCAAGCUGGAAUGUUCGAUCAAAAGUCGACAGGUUCCGAACGACAGCAGUUCCUGCAAAGUAUUCUUCACCAGGAUGGAGACGAUGAGGAGGAGGAGAAUGAAGUCCCCGAUGACGAUUUGAUCAAUGAAAUGGUAGCGAGAUCAGAGGAAGAACUUGAGAUCUUCAAGCAAAUCGAUUUGGAACGUAAGAAAACCGAGACGCAAUCGAGACUCAUUGAGGAGUCAGAGUUACCGGACUGGCUCGUAAAGAACGACGAUGAAGUCGUCUGUAAUAAGGGUCAAGGAUGGAACUACUUGGACGAGGACGAGACGCUGGGUCGUGGCUCGCGACAGCGCAAAGAGGUGGACUAUACAGACUCUCUUACUGAGAAAGAGUGGCUCAAGGCCAUUGAUGAUGAGUUUGAGGAUGAGGAGGAAGAGGAGGACGACGACGAAGUAUUGGAUAAGAGGCGAAAGAAGGGUCGCAAGCGACGUCGCAAUCAAGACGAAUCAGAUGAAGAAGAAGUCCCUUGUUCAUCAAAGAAAAAAAGCAAAACAGAAAUCAAUCAACAGAAGAAACGUUUAAAAAAUAUUAUGAAGAAAGUCAUCGAUUACACUGAUGAUGGGGGUCGCGUGUUGUCUGAGCCCUUUAUGAAACUUCCUUCGCGGCGAGAACUGCCUGAUUACUAUGAUGUCAUUAAGAAACCAUUAGAUAUCAAGAAAAUAAUGAAUAGAAUUGAAGAUGCUAAGUAUAACGAUAUAACGGAUUUGGAACGCGAUUUCUUCACACUGUGUGCGAAUGCCCAGACAUACAACGAGGAAGCAUCUCUUAUAUACGAAGACUCUGUGCGUCUACGCAAUGUAUUUAUUGAAAUUCGUCGUGGAUAUGAGAACGGACAAAACUCAGAUGAUUCCGACGAUAAUGAUAAAGCAGAUGAAGAAGACUCUGAUGGCGAGUCCAACCGCUCUGUUAAAAUGAAGAUAAAAUUGAAAGGAAAAAGUAAAAAUACACCCACUAGAAAACGUAAGCAACGUAAAUAUAUUUCCGAUGAUGAAGAUUAUGAAGAAGAUUAAAUUUUCAAUCUGUUGUUUUUUUUCAUGUUUUAUACCGGAUGACUUUUUUUAACUUUGCAUAAAAUUAUGGUAUAUGGUAUAAAAUUAAGUCGCUUCUGUUGUUUGUUCGCUUGGAUCUUUUAAACUACGCAAUGGAUUUUAAUGCAGUUUUUAGCUAUAGAUAGACUGAUUCAAGAGGUAGGUUUAUAUGUGUAAUACAAUUACACUCGUGCGAAGCCCGGGGCGGAUAAAUAGUGUUAUACGAAGUAGAAGCAUUACACAUUUUAGUCAUUAAAAUUACAGUCAAUAUCAAUUGAUUUGCAUUUUCUACGAUAUAAAAAGUUAAAAAGUUUCACUCUUCACCCGCCCUGCAUACUACAUAUACCGCGCGAUAUGCAUAUCUAUAAAGUAUUUUUGUUAUCGCGAGUAGAGCAACUGCCAUAGUUGCUCUACUUUUUCUUUACAGAUAUACAGGACAAUAGAUAUAUAUGUAAUUAAUUGUCAGAAAUAGAAAAAAAAUUUUUUAACAAAAGCUAAAUCUAACAGCUUUAUAAAAUAGUCUUCAUUUUAAUUUUGCAUUAACCGAACCGUCGUUCAUCCAUGCAACAUAUUUACUAAAAAAAAGUCUUCCGGUAUACUGAUAUGUUGGUUAACACACGUGUAGUAUUUACACAAGUAAAGAAUUUUCUCUGUCUAUUUGUAUUUUCUUAACUAUUAAUAAAUUGCCACUGAUCUUGAUGCACUUAUUGUUUAUGUAGACAAUUAGAUACGAUACGUA
Messenger RNA from Achroia grisella, 6066 nucleotides. It is a transcript of the gene brm, whose product is annotated as ATP-dependent helicase brm. Gene Ontology annotation, biological process: positive regulation of transcription by RNA polymerase II. Gene Ontology annotation, molecular function: transcription factor binding; DNA binding; ATP-dependent chromatin remodeler activity. Gene Ontology annotation, cellular component: nucleus. Lineage: Eukaryota; Metazoa; Arthropoda; Insecta; Lepidoptera; Pyralidae. The coding region runs from base 243 to 5309 and encodes 1688 amino acids. The record is from RefSeq and is a predicted model, not a curated record. The transcript has 28 exons.